Molecule: messenger RNA, 1212 nt
Organism: Osmerus eperlanus (European smelt)
Lineage: Eukaryota; Metazoa; Chordata; Actinopteri; Osmeriformes; Osmeridae
Exons: 4
Coding region: 373-1212 (279 amino acids)
Source: RefSeq, a predicted model, not a curated record
AAAGUGUAAACUUUAGGCUAUUUUAUUAUUUAAAGAAAGCUAAGCCUCAGGUUUGAUAGUCAGGUUGUAGCUUGUAAGACAAGAUCUCAUCCCUUGGGGGUUCAGUUAAUUGUGUUUAUUUUUGGCCCUUGAAAUGAACCGACUCAAAGAACACGAACAGCCCAAGUUGGGAUCCAAAAAACAAUCACGAAAUCCAUCCUCUGUGCUACAAGGAUGCAAUAAACAUCCCGCAAGAAAACAAGAACCGACGCAGCGAGCUCUCGUAGGCCUAUCCUAUGAAGGCGCGAUGAUAAACCUGAAAAAGUUCAGUACGCACUCCAACAUUGUUGGUAUGUAUGUCGAUGAGAUUGAGAAUAUUGCGAAGCUGUAAUAAUGAAUGGAAAAGUCAUCUUCAAUCACCGAAUUACAGAUAUAGGAGAAAGCAUACACCAGUACUACGUCACAGAAUUUCAGAAAGAGAAGGAUGAGUGUAUUCAAGCUGCCACAGAGGAGGCCUGGACCAAGGCAGAUCUGGAGAUAGAGAAAAUGGUGUUACAGACAAUUAAAUUUGCCAGGAAGGAGAGAGAUGUCUUGAAAAAGAGAGCUGAAAAUGCAUGUGCUUAUAUACAGGUGACUUUGGCUGAAUAUGACAUGAAAGUAAAGAGAAAGGUCAUGUCUGACAUUGAGAAAUUGCGCAAGCGUAAUGAGGAAAGGUAUUCUCAGGAGAUCCGUGUGGCAGUUGAGAAGAUUGCCCAUCGAAAAGCUAGCAGUGAAGUUCUGGCUAAAAGAAAGGACAAAAAUUUAAACACACAAACUGCCACAAUCCUUGAGAGGGACUUUAUGCUACAACCACAGCAUGCCAAGACUGUUGCCAACCAAAAGAAGGAUGAAAUUCUGGAAAAGGUGAAAGCAGUGAUGGCAUCCAGCAUAGCUGGCAACAUUGAGAAAACACAAAAGGAGGAGCAGAAAAUUGCUCAGCAGAACUUAAAUAUGGUGGAAAAGAAAUACAAGGCAGAGCUGACGGCUCUAAAGGAGAGGACACGAGAGCUGGAGGCCGUUGUGGACAAGACUGCUCGAGAUCUGCAAACUGCCAUCGCAGAUAAGCAGGUUUAUGUGGAUGACCUGGAGGAAACCAGAGCAGCAUUUCUGAAUUUCAUCAAUCUUCAAUUUAAAGACUUAAGGCCUGAUCAAGCUGACUUCAUACUCCCACCAAAGAAAACUGACAGGAAGUGA